Botrytis fragariae is the source of this 753-nucleotide messenger RNA. RefSeq names its product putative short-chain dehydrogenase reductase sdr protein. The transcript has 3 exons. NCBI's taxonomy places the organism in Eukaryota, Fungi, Ascomycota, Leotiomycetes, Helotiales, Sclerotiniaceae. The record is from RefSeq and is a predicted model, not a curated record. The coding region runs from base 1 to 753 and encodes 250 amino acids.
AUGACAUCCCUCAAACCUCGCACCAUAAUAAUCAUUGGCGCCGGCCCCCUCAUGUCCCGCAGUCUCUCCCUCUACCUCGCUUCUCACAACUGGCAAAUAAUUCUCAUCUCUCGCAAUCACUCCUCUCUUCUUUCUCUCGCCUCGGAAAUCAAUGAUCUCAACCCCAAAGCACCUAAAGUCCUCGUCCACCCAGGCGACGCCAGUAUCCCCUCUUCUCUCCACAAAGCUCUAGAUUGGGCUGCCGAACAAGUAGGUGGAAAAGUGGAUGUCCUUUGCUAUAAUGCCGCACACGUGGCUCCGAGUCCUAUCCUGGAGUUGAAACCGGAGGCUUUGACGCAGGAUUUUAAUAUUACGGCGAUGGGGACUUUAGUUGCUGGACAAUGGUACAUGAACCACGCCAACACCUCCCAUAUUCCCCAAGGCGAACACCCUCUUUUCCUCGUUCCCGGCGGCCUGCUUGAUAAAUACCCAGAUCCCAACAUCUCCGCUCUCUGCGCCACCAAAAGCGCAAGCCAAUGUCUUGUUAAAAUGUUUCAACAAGUUAUGGUGCCAGAGGGAAUCCUAGUCGGCGCACCAAUUGUAGGAGGAGAAGUAGUACAAGAGGGGAAAAUGUCUCCAGAUCGUAUUGUUGAUGGGGUUUUUAGACCAUUUUUUGAGGAGAGAGAAAGAUAUAAAGGCAAUGAGGGAAAGUGGGUGUUGGAAAGAAUCUGGUUACCGGAGGGAGGAUAUGGAAAUGCAAGAACAGAUGUUUGA